CCAGGCAUCAUGCUCGUCGACCCACGUCUACGCGAUCCCACACCCAAAAGCGCAGCAACCUUUUUCCGCUGGACGAAACUGCAUUUCCGGGACAUGCUCAAUAUCGCCGCAGAUCCCAAAUUAGGCAAAAUGACAAAGACUCUGAGAUUUGCGGCGCCUUACAACGAUGAUGGUGAUGAGAAGUCCUCGGAAGCUCAAGGUGAAGGAUACACAAAGUACCUCUACACAUGCAUUGUGGAUGAUGUCGGGAUUUUACAGAGUCAGCCGUAUUACGAUAUCAGUAGAUUACUGAAUUUAGAACAAACGCGAGACCUAGGGAAAGAAGAAGAAACCGUGAGCUAUGAGAAGGAAGACGCCAUGGUCUUUGAUGUGGUGGAUGCGAGAUUUGCCAUUUAUGAGGAAGUUGAAAUCGAGAGCGAUACGCGAGGAGGAAUCAAGG
Cucurbitaria berberidis CBS 394.84 is the source of this 439-nucleotide messenger RNA. RefSeq lists its product as uncharacterized. The transcript is spliced from 2 exons. The record is from RefSeq and is a predicted model, not a curated record. The annotation marks the transcript as partial. Lineage: Eukaryota; Fungi; Ascomycota; Dothideomycetes; Pleosporales; Cucurbitariaceae.